AUGGAAGAACUAAUACCUUUGGACAUCUCUAACGGAGCUAUUACACAAAAAUUCAAAGAAGAGACUAACGUGGAAGUUGAAACUGCCAAAGGGUUAAGGAACGUAAACGAAGGAAAGAAAGCUCAAUUUAUAUUGAAUUCAUUAUUACAAUAUUUUCUCAGCUUCAUAUGUAUAAUCCUCUUCAUUCAAGGCUGUCUAAUCCUGGUAACGACUCAGUUCAUUACGAAGAAAAUUUAUUUUCAAAACUCAAUACAUGCAAAGACAAAUUUACAAAUUGUAUUAAACCAAACUAAGAGGUCAUUCAUAAUCUUACUCUUAUCAAUCUUAUCAAUAAUUUCUCCAACAAAAAUUAGAAUAACCACAGAUAAUAGAACAAUGGAUCCAAAUUCAAUAUUUCUUAAAGAUAAUGGUGAGCCUCUAGGAGCUUUACAAAUGAAUUCAAUCAUUAUUUCCAAUCAUCAACUUUAUAUUGAUUGGAUUAUAAUUUGGUGGAUGGCCCAUAUCUCAAAUCUGUCAACUAAUUUCUUCAUCAUUUUGAAAAAAUCUUUACAAAAUUUACCAAUAUUAGGGUAUGGUAUGAACAAUUUUAGAUUCAUCUUCAUGAAUAGGAAAUGGAAAUUAGAUCAAUCAUAUCUUAAAGAACAAUUAUAUCAAAUUAAUCAUAACGCUAUGAUGAUGACUCCCAUCCCUAAUGGUAAAAAAAAUGAAAUAGAAAAAAAGAUAAUCAAUAAAGAUUCUGAUCCAUGGGGUUAUAAUCUUCUAAUAUUUCCUGAAGGUACCAAUUUAUGUUCAAACGGUAUUAAGAAAAACUUACAAUAUUGUCAUAUGAUUAAUAAAAAACCUUUUAAAAAUGUGCUAUUACCACAUAUAACAGGAUUAAAAUUUAUGAUUGAGAAUUUAAAUCCAUCAUUAACUUGUUUAUACGAUUUCACAAUUGGUUAUUCUGGGAUUAAUGGUAAAAAUGGUGAUCAUGAAUUCGCUGAUACUUUAUAUUCUUUAAAAAAUAUUUUCUUAAAGGGGAAGGGUCCUAGAAUGAUAGAUAUUUAUAUAAGAUCUUACAAAAUAAAUCAAAUUCCAAUCAAUAAUGUUGAAAAUUUCCAAAAUUGGUUAUUUAAUCUAUGGCAGGAAAAGGAUGCACUAUUAACUAAAUACUAUCAAAUCGGGUCCUUUCAGGAUUUUAAUAAUGAAAAUACUACUACAACUUUAAUUAAUAAUGGGAUUGAUAUGAAUCCUAAUGAAUUUGCAUCAGCUGUAUUCGUACCAUUCGGAUUAAGCAUUUUCAUCAUCGUGGCAUACUGGUUUGCAUUUUAA
Naumovozyma dairenensis CBS 421 is the source of this 1311-nucleotide messenger RNA. RefSeq names its product putative acyltransferase (gene MLG1). Gene Ontology annotation, molecular function: acyltransferase activity. Lineage: Eukaryota; Fungi; Ascomycota; Saccharomycetes; Saccharomycetales; Saccharomycetaceae. Gene Ontology annotation, cellular component: endomembrane system. The record is from RefSeq and is a predicted model, not a curated record. The transcript has a single exon. The coding region runs from base 1 to 1311 and encodes 436 amino acids.